GCGAUGCCGCUGUACGAGGGCCUGGGCAGCGGCGGCGAGAAGACGGCCGUGGUCAUCGACCUGGGCGAGGCCUUCACCAAGUGUGGUUUUGCAGGAGAAACAGGACCAAGAUGUAUUAUUCCCAGUGAAAUAAAGAAAGCUGAUGUCCCGAAGCCUAUCAAAGUUGUUCAAUAUAAUAUUAAUACAGAAGAAUUAUAUUCCUAUCUGAAGGAAUUUAUUCAUAUGCUGUAUUUCAGACAUCUACUGGUGAAUCCAAGAGAUCGUCGUGUUGUGAUYAUAGAGUCUGUGUUAUGCCCUUCCCACUUCAGAGACACGCUCACAAGGGUCCUUUUCAAGCAUUUUGAGGUACCUUCUGUUUUGUUUGCUCCAAGUCAUCUGAUGUCUCUCCUGACACUUGGGAUCAAUUCUGCCAUGGUGCUGGACUGCGGAUAUGCGGAGAGCUUGGUGCUGCCUAUAUAUGAGGGAAUCCCAAUUCUGAGCUGCUGGGGUGCUCUUCCUUUGGGAGGAAAGGCUAUCCACAAGGAGCUGGAAUAUCAGCUGUUGGAGCAAUGCACAGUUGAUACAGGAGUAGCCAAAGGACAGAGCCUUCCAUCUGUGAUGGGCUCAGUUCCAGAAGACAUAGUCGAGGAUAUAAAAGUCCGCACUUGUUUUGUGAGUGAUCUCCAGCGAGGACUGAAAAUCCAGGCAGCCAAGUUCAACAUUGAUGGCAGUGCCGAGCGUCCUUCUCCGCCUCCAGAUGUGGACUAUCCAUUAGAUGGAGAAAAGAUUCUGCAUGUAGUUGGCUCUAUCAGAGACUCAGUUGUUGAAAUACUGUUUGAACAGGAUAAUGAAGAGAAAUCUGUUGCCACUUUAAUCCUCGAUUCACUCRUCCAGUGCCCRAUAGACACCAGGAAGCAGCUGGCGGAGAACUUGGUGGUUAUCGGUGGCACUGCGAUGUUGCCAGGGUUCCUACACAGGCUAAUGGCCGAAAUCAGGUACCUGGUCGAGAAACCAAAAUACAAAGAGGCUCUCGCCACUAAAACCUUCAGGAUUCACACUCCGCCUGCCAAACCCAACUGCGUGGCAUGGCUGGGAGGAGCCAUUUUCGGAGCGCUUCAGGACAUCCUUGGGAGCCGCUCUGUGUCCAAGGAGUAUUACAGCCAGACCGGCCGCAUCCCGGACUGGUGCUGUCUCAAUAAUCCCCCCCUGGAAAUGAUGUUUGACGUUGGAAAAGCGCCCCCGCCGCUCAUGAAGAGGGCCUUUUCCAUGGAGAAAUGAACAUCCAAACACUACACAAAGGAUUUUUCUUUUCUGUAUUAAGAAGUUUGUGUGUAACACUUAACUGUAACCUCUGUGCCUGUUUCUUGGGAGCAUAGUGGUAGGUAAGAACACUCCACUCUAGAGCUGUAUCCAGYAACAGUUUAGAAACUUAACCCUGGCAAAUAACAUGGUAUUUUGUCCUCCUUUGAGGAAAGUACAUGUAGUCAUGAGCUGUUACCUGUUUGUUUGCUAUUUAUCUGUAAAGUAAAUUAGACUGUAGAACAAAUUUGUUUCAAGACACUUUUAUUUUAACUACACUUAGAAGAAUGAAGGACGGUCUGCUGCGGGAAACGCCUGUGAAUGUUUUCCUGCCAAACUCUGCAUAAAAUAUUUCAGCCAUGAAGUCAUUGGGAUCACAUGUGAGAACCUGUAGGAAAUGGUUUGCUUU
Nothoprocta perdicaria is the source of this 1687-nucleotide messenger RNA. It is a transcript of the gene ACTR10, whose product is annotated as actin related protein 10 homolog. Bases 4 to 1257 code for a protein of 417 amino acids. Lineage: Eukaryota; Metazoa; Chordata; Aves; Tinamiformes; Tinamidae. Gene Ontology annotation, biological process: retrograde axonal transport of mitochondrion. The transcript is spliced from 13 exons. The record is from RefSeq and is a predicted model, not a curated record.